AUGCCACAGUCUAUCCUUGACCAACUUGACCCCGAGUACCGGGCCUUCAUCCUGUCCACUGACACCCCUGAAUCACCCUGCUUGAAUGAACUUCAAUGGUCUCCCGCCCUCAGGCAAAUGGGCUCGACGGCUGAUUCUGGGAGUCGUAAGCCCAUGGACGUUGGUUCGAAACAUACAAUCCAGAAGACAAACUACUCUGUCGAUAUAACGACGCCUUCGGGUGAGAUACCUAGCCGAGGUUGGCCUGUAGUGCUUUACGCACACCGAGGUGGAUGGGUCUUUGGUAAUGCAGCAGCAGAGGACAGCAUGCUAAGCAAACUAUGUGUUGAGGCUGAGUGCGUGAUCGCCUCUGUCGACUAUCGAUUGGCUCCCGAACACCCUUUUCCUUCAGGAUUGGAUGACUUAUGGGACGCCUUGGUCUGGUUAUCAAAAGAAGGUGAACGUGAACUCGGAAUAGAUCCUACAAAAAUCGCUAUUGCAGGAGGCUCCGCAGGGGGAAAUCUCGCCGCAGCAGUGGCUCAACGUGCAUCUCUCUCUUCUCCCCCGAUCCCCCUAGUCUACCAAGCACUCAUCACCCCAGUUAUUGACGCAUCCUUCUCAUCUGACGAUCGAUCACGAUGGACGCCCUCCAUGAUUCAAUAUGAACAUAACUGGGACCCUACGGUGCUGGAGAUGCUUUGGUUUCGUGAUCUGUACCUCCCCAGCGUAGAUGACCGAUACAAACCCGAUGCCUCUCCAUGUCUACAAGAAAACAAGUCGGCAUUUGAGAACAUGCCUCCGACUUGGAUCUCAGUUGCCGAGCUUGACACGCUUCGUAGCGAAGGAGAGAUGUAUGCGGAGAAGCUACAGGCUCAUGGGGUGCCUGUUACGUUAACGGUUCUAAGAGGACUUCCGCAUGCUGGGAUCAAGGCUGAUAGGGUAUGCAAACAGGUACGCAAGCAUCACAAGGAGCUCGCAGCGGCUCUUCGGAAAGCAUUUUCUUGA
This is a messenger RNA of Rhizoctonia solani, 984 nucleotides long. RefSeq names its product alpha/beta hydrolase family protein. Gene Ontology annotation, molecular function: hydrolase activity. The transcript is spliced from 5 exons. Bases 1 to 984 code for a protein of 327 amino acids. Lineage: Eukaryota; Fungi; Basidiomycota; Agaricomycetes; Cantharellales; Ceratobasidiaceae. The record is from RefSeq and is a predicted model, not a curated record.